AUGCGUCCUUAUUCGAAUAGUAAUUUGAAAAAAUAUUUAGGCUUAAAAUAUGCUGUUCGAAAAUUUCCUCGUGGUCUGUUAACCGGUGCGUGUCCAUUGUCUUGGACAUUAUCAAGUACGCCACAAACACCAUCAGCAAAACUUAAACGUUCACAAUCAAUGAAUGCUACUCGUCAAGAAGCACCUGUUGGCCAAUCGACUGCAAGUACAACACGACCUGCAGCUGGUCCGAUGGUCACGUUUUAUACACGCGAACAGUUUACUAAUAAUGAUAUCGAAGAAUUAAAUACGCAACUUGAACAAAAUUUAUUACCCUCCGACAGUGGAACCCGUUUAUCACGUGCAACAACACAAGGAUCAAAACAAAGCUCGCGCUCAUCAUUGACUUCGGAACGGUCAAAUAUCAGUAAUGUCUCGGACAAACCAUGGAAACCAUGA
This is a messenger RNA of Rotaria socialis, 438 nucleotides long. The record is from the annotation of a GenBank genome assembly. NCBI's taxonomy places the organism in Eukaryota, Metazoa, Rotifera, Eurotatoria, Philodinida, Philodinidae.